Molecule: messenger RNA, 4830 nt
Organism: Esox lucius (northern pike)
Lineage: Eukaryota; Metazoa; Chordata; Actinopteri; Esociformes; Esocidae
Product: protein phosphatase 1 regulatory subunit 3E
Exons: 1
Coding region: 21-1127 (368 amino acids)
Biological process (GO): regulation of glycogen biosynthetic process
Cellular component (GO): protein phosphatase type 1 complex
Molecular function (GO): glycogen binding; protein phosphatase 1 binding
Source: RefSeq, a predicted model, not a curated record
AAAGCGAAGUGAAUUUAUGGAUGCUGGUCAGGUAUGUUUUCUGUUCUUUUAGAUGCACUUGCAACGGCUUGUCUUAUUGGUUACGAAAUGCGCAGUGUCACAGUCUGACGUGGGUAACACGGCGCCUAUCCGUGUGUUUUGCUUUUCACGUCUUCUUCCUUUCUCGAUGCGACCAUUUAUACUCUACGGACCUCUCGCGCUUUAUGGAAACCGAGGCUGAGCGUCCUGUCGUGGUCAUGUUGCCUCCCAAGAACUGCCUCCCGAGAAACUACAGCUGUAUAGCUGGGCUGUUCGGGAGCUUGGCAGCAGAGCCGAAACAAGAAGACGGUGUAGACGGAAUGGAGCUGAACGGAACAUGCGAACCCAUUGAGAUGCAUGUGGUAGAUGAGAGACCAAGAGGACGGGAAUCCUUCCUCAAACCCCCUCAGAGUCCAAACCUGCGUCGGAGGUGCAAGUCUCUGCCAACCCCCAUAGAAAGAGCGAAGCUCGAAAUCUCCCGUAGCCGGAGUCCUUGCAGCCAGAAAAAAGUCCGUUUCGCCGAUUCUCUGGGCCUGGAGCUCACAUCCGUAAAGCACUUCGAUGACACAGUUAUGCCCAAUGUGCCGGAGCGCAUAACGGCCAGAUUCGACCGGGGUCCUCUGCACCUAAACCCAUUCGACAAGUUCCCCCGGGCACCGACCACCCAAUCCACUUUUAUGGAGCUGCAAUUUUCGAACCCCGGGACCCUACCAGGCUUUAAUCAGAAAGUGAAAGAAGUGAAAGUGUUGUUGGAGUGUGCGGAAGCCGAUGAGUUUAGUCUAUCUGGCGUUGUGCGUGUUUUGAACCUGGCUUUCGAGAAAAGUGUCUAUUUGAGGUUCUCAAUCAACAACUGGAUAACCUUCAUGGACAGUCUGGCAUCAUAUGUCCCUGAAUCAAGCGACGGUGUUACAGACAAAUUCUCCUUUAAGAUAAUUACCCCGACGACGUUUCUGGAGAGCGGAGGCACAUUCCAAUUCGCCAUUAGAUACUGCGUUGGUGGAGAUGAAUAUUGGGACAAUAAUAACGGAGAGAACUAUAAAGUACGACGCCACAGGUUUAAGAUUUCACCACCCCGUGAGUGGGAGGAUGGCUGGAUUCACUUUAUCUAACUUGUACUUUGGCGUUCUCACCAGCGAACUGUGUGCGUAAAUCGCUCGAUUUCUACAGGAACCGGUUAACCUUAAUGAAGAGAAUGACAUUGACAUGGAAUAUGUUUGUAGAGCCUUGUGCCCUUUGAUAGGCCCUGAUCGUGAACAUACUCUUACGUAAUGCAUGGGCACGUGCCAUUUGAAACGUGCCCGGAAUAUUCCCCUUUUACGCAUCAUUGCCCCUCUCCAAGACGCUGCAUUGCUCGAUUUAUUCAUCCUCACUUUUCAUCCGAGGCCUGUACCGAAUGGGGAAGAUCGAAGGUUUUCAGACACCUAAAUAUGUUUGCUGCUUCAAGAAAGGAAAUACAUCAAAUUGCCAUGUCAUUUGUUUUAACAUUAGCUAUUUUAAUUCUCUUUUUCUAUGCCUUAAGUCGACCAUUACAAAUAACGGGGAACCGCUCCUGUAUACCCUGAUCGAUAUUGGUUUAUUCAGUUUUAUAAUGACUAUAUCAGUGUUGGGGAAAUAAUUUAGUUCUCUCUGGCGCAGCUUAACAAGGGGAUGUUUGACAACGGAAAUCAACCUGCAAGUCUUAUUUGCUGGCUAUGAAUGCAUUACAACACAGUAUCAGUGAACUUGAUGAAAGUGUAGCCCUAAAAAGUCAUAAAAAUCCCUAAAAAGCCAAGUAGAAUUCUCUGGUAUGUCCCCUAAACAAGUAAUAUAAUGUGUAGCUACAACUCUACCACUCUCAAAUGCCAAAGUGUGCAUAAAUUAUAUCUUAGUCAGUUUUCAACUAGAGGGCAUGUAGGUAUUGUAUAUUUGACAAAGAAAAACAAUUGUACAGAAUAUUUUGUACAGGAUAUUAUAUUUUAUCUUCAGUCCAGCACUACUAAUCACAUAUCUGAUUAACUCAGUAGGCAUUACUGUUUAUAUUUUACAACAUUCCUGCUGUGGCACUCUGGCAACCAGUCAUAAUAAUUACCUAAGUAUCAUGUUGUAAAAAAUAUUUGAGGAGUUUCUAUGGCACCAAGAUCUUUCUGCAGUCAUGAUUACUCCAUCCCCCAUGCAGCACCUCUACUUUAUCAAGGUUGAGCUUUAAAUGAAAAACCCACAUGGACAUUUCUCAAUUAUAAUUGUCUACACAGAUACCGUACUGACAUUUCUGUUAUACCUUCGGACCUAAGUGUUUGUGUUCCUUGUUGGACUUGAAAUUCAACUGUUUCUCUUGAAAAGGAUGCAUUUACCUCAGAUCGUUUUUACUGUCGUUUGCAGACCUCACGAUCUUCCAAUAAAUCCAGGUUUUUCUCUUUUUAUUCAGGUAAAAAAUAAUGUAAAACAUACAUUUUUACUAUACUGUAGAUCCAAAAUAGAGACACUCAUGGCAUUAUCAAAACUCAUCCAGUCCAGUGAAACCAUAGUGUUUGAUAAUUGUUGUUUUUUUGUAAAUAACUGUUCCAGUGUGUAGUGUUAUAUUUAAUGUACAGUAGUUGUCACACUUGUAAUGAUAUAAUCUACACUGCUUCUGCUGAUUUCAAAUUUGCAAUGUUAGACUUGACUAACAGUUUCCUAUAGAAAAGAGCAGUGUUUGAAUGCUAGAACAGUAUAUUGUACACCUAAUGCAAUUGAACUGAACUCCUCUACGGACACAUUGGCAUCAUACUGUAGAGGGCUCAAUUAGAUGGAGAACAAAUUAUACUAUGGGAUGUAAACUUCACACACAAAAGUCCACACACACAACGUUUGUCUAUAUGUACUGUAUAGCAUGUUUUAAUGUUAGUUUUUAUUUAUUUGAGUUAUCAUUUGUGGACAUUUUCUAUGUGAUAAAAGUUUGGAAUGUAUCAAUAUUCUAUUUUGUUUAGGAAGCUUAAAUUAGUUUGAGUGCAGUUCUGAGAAUAAUAAUAUUUAUUUAUAGAAUAGUUAUUUACUGUAAAGUCAACAUCAUUGAGUGUUGAUCCAGUAUCUGGAGGGGGCCUAGCCAAGCUAUUCUGCCCCCAAAAUUGAAAAUGGUAAAAACACCACUAAGCAUUUCAAAAUGACUAUUUAUCACAGAUAUUUGUGUUAUCAGAGUUUCUAGAAUUGGCCUUUAAUCUCUAUGACAAAUCUAUAGAGUGUGGUUGGACCAAAAGAAAUUCACUUAGGUCCCACAUCCGCCAUUUUCUAUGCAGUACAUAGUCCCCCCAUUUUAGGGGACCAAAAGUAAUUGGACAAAAUAUAGAAUUAAUAUUUAGUACCGGGUUUCAAAUCCUUUGUAUUUAAUGCCUGCCUGAAGUCUGCGAUCCAUAGACAUCACUAGGCUUUGGGUGUCUUUCCUGGUCACACAUCUACCAGGCAGAUAAUGUAGCCGUCCUCAGUUCCUCUUUUAAUUUGGGGCAUUUUUGCCUUCAGCAGGUGAAACACAUGCGCAGUUAUGUUCAGGCUGGUUGAUUGACUUGGUCCAUCAAGGACAUUCCAUUUUAAGGCCCGAAAUAACCCCUUGUCUGCAUUGCAAUAUGCGGUUGGGGUCAUUGUUCUGCGGCAAGGUGAAAUGCCAUCCAAUGAGUUUUGAGGCAUGUAGUUGAAUCUGAGCAAACAAUAUGUUUCUGUAAAUUUCAGAAUUCAUCCUGCUGCUUUCAGCAAUUACAUCAUCAGUAAGGACAAGUGGUAACCAUACUUGCCCAAACAUAAAACCCCCUCCAUCUUAUUUUGCAGAUCAGUUCGUAUGUCAGUUUUUUUAAAACCCAAAACAUACCUUUUGCCACCACUCUGGUACAGAUUAGUAUUUUUCAAAUCUGUACACAAUACCUUAUCCAGAACUCUCCAGAGUCUUUUAGGUACUUUUUAGGCCAUCCUGUUUUUGUGGCUAAUUAGUAUUUUUGCACCUUGCAAUCCAGCUUCUGUAGUUUGUCUGGUUAAGUCUCCUGUGAAUGGUAGUUGCUGACACAUCCAUGGGUAUCUCUUGGCGAGUGUUCCUUAUAUUAAAGAGUUCUUUGUUUUGUUUUUCAUUAUGGUGAGCCACAAUUAAAUGGUUAUUUGGUAAUCCACUGUGGAGGUUUUGAUGUACAAGUUCAUUUGCCAUUGAUGAGCUAACCAGUGCUUUCUUUCUUCAUCUUAAUGUACCAGUAGAUUUUGGCAUACCUACUAUUUUGGCUAUGUCCUAUUUUGUGUCUUACAGUAGUGAGUGCAAACAUUUACAUAUGGCUUUUAGGGUAAGAAUGAAGGGCUUCCAGAUAGUUAUGUUCUAGGUUUUGUCAAAACAAUGUGAUUUGUCAAAACAAAUUAAGAAUAUAUUAUAAUUCCAUGAACAUGUUCAUAUAUCUUUGUAAUAUGUGUCACAUAUCAAAAGCCUUUCAGCUAUGAUUCUGUCAGCUACAUAAUAACAUUUAAAACAUUGAAUGGCAAGCAGUGGGUUGUUACAUGGUGUACACACCUUUUUAUAUGAUUAUUUUCAAUUGUCCAAAUCAAAGUUAAAGUAUGAUUAGCAUUUUACGUUAUAUAAUUGGUUUUGUGAUCAUUGGAUAAAAGCUUGAAAGAUGAAAUGGCCAUAAAUGUAAUUUUGUUGUAGACAAGAAUUGUAUAUAUGACUAUAUUAUCAAUAAUUGGUUACCCAAUUAUGAACUGAAAAGAGAAAUUGAAAAUACUGUAGCAAUUAAAUCCAAAUAGGAUGUAAACAUGCCAAAAUACAUGCAAGUCCCAGGAAUAUUCCAUAGGUUGUAUAUAAAGUGUAUCUGCAGAGGGUUCCAUUGCCUU